AUGAAUUCAAUUAUUGUUUUUGCUCUCUUUGUAAUUGGAGUGGUUCUUGCAGGACAUGGACAUGAUAACGCCCACUACAAAUUUGAGUACGGUGUCCACGAUCCUCACACACACGACCACAAAUCCCAACACGAACACAGACACGGCCAUGACGUAACUGGAGGAUACACAUUGAAAGAAGCCGAUGGAACUCACAGAGUUGUCAAAUAUAAAUCUUCUCCUCACAAUGGAUUCGAAGCUGUCGUUGAAAGAGUAGGUCAUGCCCAACAUCCCGCUCACUACGGCCAUGGUCAUGGUCAUGGUGGUCAUGGGCACGGUGGACACGGAGGAGCUACCAGUUAUGUUGGAGUUACUCACUGGGCUAACCAAGGAAGUGAAGGUGGUCAUGGGCAUGGAUAUUAA
Molecule: messenger RNA, 402 nt
Organism: Diabrotica balteata
Lineage: Eukaryota; Metazoa; Arthropoda; Insecta; Coleoptera; Chrysomelidae
Source: the annotation of a GenBank genome assembly